CCCUCUGGCUGCCUAGGUUUGCUGGGGCUCAGCAGGGUUUUGCAGCCGCCUGGCUACGGCGCUUUAGUGCGGGGCGGGAGCUCAAAGAGCCGCGGCCCGGAUCCCGGAGCCGGGAGCCCGCUGCCCGCCGAGCUGCGGCGGCCGUAUCUGGGGCGAUCUCGGUCCUACCGACACUGUGGCCAGCUUUCAGAGGCUUCUGCAUCCGUCCGGUCCCAGGGAGGAGAGGGCCAGACACUUUUAUUUUGGAUGAAAGGCGUGGGUCCUGGCAGGAGCUUCCCUCCGGGCCUGGCUUGCGGCUCAGUGCGCCCUAGCUCUGGCCCCGACUCCAGAAGAUGACUUCAGUCUCUGUCGUGUAUCUUCCAGUGGUGACGGCUCACGGAGGCAAGCGAAAGUAGUGGCACUUGCUGGCAACGCCAGGUGGGAAAGUGAGCCUAGGCGACGAGGAGCCGGGCUGUCCCCGUGGCCCCUGGUGCCCACAGCUCCUUGUCUUUCCUUCCCUUCGGCUCCCCGGCGGCUGCAGCAUGAAGUGGCGCAGCGAUGGCCAGAAGAGGUAAGAAGCCGGUGGUGCGAACGUUGGAAGAUCUGACACUGGACUCGGGUUAUGGUGGUGCGGCGGACUCUGUGCGCUCCUCCAACUUGUCUCUGUGCUGUUCUGACUCUCACCCGGCGUCUCCGUAUGGCGGGAGCUGCUGGCCGCCUCUAGCUGACUCCAUGCACAGCCGGCACAACAGCUUCGACACCGUCAACACUGCCCUGGUGGAAGACUCCGAGGGGCUGGACUGCGCCGGCCAGCACUGCUCGCGGUUGCUGCCGGACCUCGACGAGGUCCCCUGGACCCUCCAGGAACUGGAGUUGCUGCUGCUGCGCUCCCGGGAUCCCCGGGCAGGCCCAGCGGCCCCCGGCAGCCUGCCCAAGGACGCACUGGCCAAGCUCUCGAUGCUGGUAAGCCGGGCUCUGGUGCGCAUCGCCAAAGAGGCGCAGCGCCUGAGCCUGCGCUUCGCCAAGUGCACCAAGUACGAGAUCCAGAGCGCCAUGGAGAUUGUGCUGUCCUGGGGCCUGGCGGCGCACUGCACUGCUGCCGCGCUGGCCGCGCUGUCCCUCUACAACAUGAGCAGCGCUGGCGGCGACCGCUUGGGCCGUGGCAAGUCGGCGCGCUGCGGCCUCACCUUCUCCGUGGGCCGCGUGUACCGCUGGAUGGUGGACAGCCGCGUGGCGCUGCGCAUCCACGAGCAUGCCGCCAUCUACCUGACCGCCUGUAUGGAGAGCCUCUUCCGGGACAUCUACACGCGGGUGUUGGCCUCCGGGCUACCUCGUAGCUGUAGCGGUCCCUGCCCUGGCUCCAGCUCGGGUUCUGGCCCAGGCCCCGGCUCAGGCCCGGGUGCUGUCCCUGCCGCGGAUAAGGAGCGCGAGACGCCUGGAGGGGGAGCGGCGAGCGGUGGCCCUUGCAGCGCAGCCAGCAGCGCCAGCGGGGGCAGCAGCUGUUGCGCCCCGCCAGCCACGGCGGCGACCGCAGUCCCGCCGGCCACAGCCACAGCCGCCGCCGCCGCCGCCGCCAACCACCACCACCACCACCACACGCUUCACGAAGCGCCCAGAUUCACUGUGGAGACCCUAGAGCACACGGUCAACAACGACUCGGAAAUCUGGGGGCUGUUGCAGCCCUACCAGCAUCUCAUCUGUGGGAAGAACGCCAGCGGUGUGCUGAGCUUGCCAGAGAGCCUGAACCUGCACCGAGACCCACAGCGGCCCAGCAAGCCUGGAGAACUACCCAUGUUCAGCCAGUCGGAGCUGAGGACCAUCGAACAGUCCCUGCUGGCCACACGUGUGGGCAGCAUCGCCGAGCUCAGUGACCUGGUGUCCCGGGCGAUGCACCACCUGCAGCCCCUCAAUGCGAAGCACCAUGGAAAUGGCACGCCCCUGCACCACAAGCAGGGGGCGCUCUACUGGGAGCCAGAGGCCCUGUACACACUCUGCUACUUCAUGCACUGCCCACAAAUGGAGUGGGAAAAUCCCAACGUGGAACCCUCCAAGGUCAACCUCCAGGUGGAAAGGCCCUUCCUCGUACUGCCCCCUCUGAUGGAGUGGAUCCGAGUGGCCGUGGCGCAUGCCGGCCACCGCCGCAGCUUUUCUAUGGACAGCGAUGAUGUCCGCCAAGCCGCCCGGCUGCUGCUGCCGGGUGUGGACUGCGAGCCGCGCCAGCUCAAGGCAGACGACUGCUUUUGCGCUUCUCGGAAGCUGGACGCAGUGGCCACUGAAGCCAAGUUCAAGCAGGACCUGGGCUUCCGGAUGCUGAACUGUGGACGGACCGACCUGGUGAAGCAGGCAGUGUCUCUGCUGGGGCCCGACGGGAUCAACACCAUGAGCGAACAGGGCAUGACCCCCUUGAUGUACGCCUGCGUCCGUGGGGACGAGGCGAUGGUGCAGAUGCUGCUGGAUGCCGGAGCUGACCUGAAUGUGGAGGUUGUCAGUACUCCUCAUAAAUAUCCAUCCGUCCACCCCGAGACCCGCCAUUGGACGGCUCUGACUUUUGCUGUGUUGCAUGGACAUAUUCCUGUAGUUCAGCUCCUCCUGGAUGCUGGAGCCAAGGUAGAAGGCUCGGUGGAGCAUGGCGAGGAGAACUAUUCAGAAACUCCGCUCCAGCUCGCCGCCGCUGUUGGGAAUUUUGAGCUGGUUAGUUUGCUGUUGGAGCGUGGUGCGGAUCCCCUGAUAGGAACCAUGUACAGGAAUGGAAUUUCUACAACCCCCCAGGGUGACAUGAACUCUUUCAGCCAGGCCGCAGCCCAUGGACACAGGAAUGUGUUCCGCAAACUGCUCGCUCAGCCAGAGAAGGAGAAGAGCGAUAUCCUGUCCCUGGAGGAGAUUCUGGCUGAGGGGACAGACCUGGCAGAAACAACCCCGCCCCCCUUGUGCGCCAGCCGCAACAGCAAGGCCAAACUGAGGGCCCUGAGGGAGGCCAUGUAUCACAGCGCUGAGCAUGGCUACGUGGAUGUCACAAUUGAUAUCAGGAGUAUAGGUGUCCCGUGGACUCUGCACACGUGGCUGGAGUCACUGCGGAUCGCCUUCCAGCAGCACCGCAGGCCUCUCAUCCAGUGUUUGCUCAAGGAGUUCAAGACCAUUCAGGAAGAAGAGUACACGGAGGAGCUCGUCACCCAAGGCCUGCCCCUGAUGUUUGAAAUCUUAAAAGCAAGCAAGAAUGAAGUGAUCAGCCAGCAGCUGUGCGUCAUCUUCACACACUGUUAUGGUCCCUACCCCAUUCCCAAGCUCACGGAGAUCAAGAGGAAGCAGACGUCACGCCUGGAUCCUCAUUUUCUUAACAAUAAAGAAAUGUCUGAUGUGACCUUUCUGGUAGAGGGAAGACCCUUCUAUGCUCACAAAGUGCUGCUGUUCACAGCCUCUCCCAGGUUCAAGGCCCUCCUCUCCAGCAAGCCAACAAACGACAGCACCUGCAUAGAGAUCGGCUAUGUGAAGUACCCCAUCUUCCAGCUGGUCAUGCAGUAUCUCUACUACGGUGGCCCAGAGUCACUUCUCAUCAAAAACAAUGAGAUCAUGGAGCUUCUAUCUGCCGCUAAAUUUUUCCAACUGGAGGCCCUGCAGCGGCACUGCGAGAUUAUCUGUGCAAAAAGCGUCAACACUGACAACUGUGUGGACAUCUACAGCCACGCCAAGUUCCUCGGGGUCACAGAGCUCUCAGCAUACUGUGAAGGCUACUUUCUUAAAAAUAUGAUGGUCCUCAUCGAAAAUGAAGCAUUCAAGCAGCUCCUGUACGACAAAAAUGGCGAAGGCUCUGGCCAGGAUGUGCUUCAGGACUUACAGAGGACGUUGGCCAUUAGGAUUCAGUCCAUCCACCUGUCGUCCUCCAAGGGUUCCGUGGUAUGAAACGCCUCCAUGUGGCAAAGGCUUCCCAGAAGCAAGAUUUCUGGUUCCCUCCUGCAUUGGCUCCACAAAUAAAAACCACACGACACAAAUUGUCCCUGGCGUCUAUUUCUGCUGGGCCAAGGAGCUGCCUCCACUGCCUCAGCCGCUGUCCAGUCAGCCAUCUUGGCUUCUGUGUGCUCCUGAGUGAAGACCCUUCCGUGAGUCUGCAGGUUAGAUUGUAGCCGGGUCCAGAACCUGCAGGCCAACUCGAAGCAGCCAAGCCACCUCCAAUGAAAAGUGCCCAGGAGCCAUGGACACCCACUGCCGAGGACCACGGUCUAACAGAUGGACCAAGGCUUAAAGGUCCCUCUGCUUCUUGGUUGACUGCUGAAAAACUCAACGGUACAACCUUGAAAAGCAUCACGUGGCACACGAAUGACUUUGGAGGCUAGCCUUGCUCAAGCAUCAGCCUUGGUGGCUAGCUGUUGAUGCUGUCGCUCAGCAUGAGGAAAUCACAUGGCCAAUUUUUAGGGGUGGGAACUUUUUAAAAAUGUUCAUGUAUAGCAAACAGAGCAGUCUCGUAGUUUCAAAUAUAUUUCUAAGAGCUUAAGUGUUCAUUUUCAACAAAAUUGUGUUCAGGGAAUCUGUGUUUGGGGUUCUUUUCUUCUCUUUUUAGACAGUAAAUUGCAGGUUCAUGCCGUGUAAACUUGCAUCUGACAAAUUCCUGCUGAUACUCUACAAGGUCACAUAUUCCUGCCUUAGUGAUUCGAUCAUGGUUAAACAGAAGAGGUGCACUGCCAAAUAUCUCUGUCUCGAAUCCAAUAGUUGACAAUAACCUGCAUGCUGAUUGUGGUUUUAGGGUGAGACUAGGAUACCCCCACAUAACAAACAUGCACUUGCAUGUCCCAGACCUGUAAAACAUCAUGUUGUGAUUUGUUUUCUUUUGCCAAAGUAAAUACGUUCCCUUGCUUCUUGCUAAAAGCCCAUUUGGUGAAACAAACCUAUUUGUUUCUUUUCCUGAUUAUGAAUGGCUCUGGGGAUGCUUUUACAGGAAUAUGUUCAUUUCUGAUACUGAAUAGGGGUUGGGGAAGCACGUCAGAGAAUUUACUAUUAAUCUCAGAGCUUUAUCUGUAUUCUCAGAAGAUGUUCAUAGUUUGUUACUAGCCAGAGAGUAUGACUAUGUUAGAUUAUUUUUAAAGAUGAAAAAUAUAUGAUAGAUAGGCUUGACACUUCCUGCAUUCCGAGAGUGUACAGUCUACAAUUAUCUAUGAGGAAAGUUUAUAUUGGCAGGGUUAUGUUUACUCUGCCAUAUAAUAUAUAUACAUAUAUAUGUGUGUGAGUAUAUAUAUGCAUAUAUAUUGCAUAUAUAUAUAUAUAUGCAAACCAGAUUGGUAAAGUGCCACAAUACUCCAAAUAAUUCUUGAGUUGCGGCCUUUUUGCUUCUUGUUCUUUAUUUUGAAUCCUAGACACAUUACGGUAAAAGCUGGGAGGGUGACUUUUAUCUCUUGGGAUGGCAAAGUUUUGUUGAUAAACCCUUUUCCUAGCAUGCUUUUGGGAAGUUGCGCCAAACCCUAGAGUCUAAAGGAACUUGGAACUUCCGCCUGUUGUCCGACACCGUCAGCUCCUGUCAAGGACCCAUGUCCAGUCUUGUUUCACGGGUGUGGUGUGCAAGGUACCCAGUUUGAGCCUGUCCUCAGCAUCACCCCUUUGUGACACAAGUCCCUGAGGCCUCUCUUCCAUGUAGUCAUCUGGGAGCCUACCCAGCCCUGCCAUCAAGUGAGGAAGGGAACAACUGUUGACGUGACAACCAGGUCACACACAGGGGGGCACACUGGCGCUUGUCUUCAGGGAUGCUGCUCUCCAACCCAGCUGACUUCUCUGUGAAUGUCCUCUGUGAAUGACCUCCAGGUGUUUAUCUGUACAUUGGUAACUCCCACCCAGGCUUCUGUUACGAUUUGGUGUGCUUUCUCUGUCAUUAAAAGAAAUUAUUUCCCA
Peromyscus maniculatus bairdii (prairie deer mouse) is the source of this 5850-nucleotide messenger RNA. It is a transcript of the gene Abtb3, whose product is annotated as ankyrin repeat and BTB domain containing 3. Gene Ontology annotation, molecular function: protein heterodimerization activity. The record is from RefSeq and is a predicted model, not a curated record. Lineage: Eukaryota; Metazoa; Chordata; Mammalia; Rodentia; Cricetidae.